AUGUCCAACGUUACUGAGACUGCAGUUAAAGAAACUGUGCAACCUGCAGAAAAUGUCCAAGAAAAGACUCAAACUGAGUCUAAUGUUAACUCAUUUGAAAAUAAAAAGGAAUCUUCUAUCCCACCAGCAGCUAAUCUAAUUCCUGCUCCUAUCCCAACUUCUUCUCCUUGGAAAUCUGUUAACAAAGAUAUUCCAGUUACAUCCAUCUCUGUUGAAGAUUUUGAGUCCUUAAAGAAAAAGAGUCCAACUCCAUCUAUCAAAUCCAACACCUCCACCAAAUGGGUUCCAAUCAAAGCAUCUAUUACUGUUUCUAAUAACAGCAGUAAAAAUGGUAGUAAAAAUAAGAAUCAUCGUCAUACUCAUAACGGUAAAAGAAACUCAAAUAAUAGUAAAAACAAACAAAAUCAUUCUAAGAAGAAUAAGAAGAAUUCUAAUCAAAAUAAGCAACAAGAAAAGACUGAGAAUGGAGAAGCCUCUCAACCUACUGUUUCUUCCGAUGAAGACACCUCUGUCUCUACUACUACUACUAUAGCUACAGAAACUACCACAGCUUCCACAGUAAAUGAGAAGCAAACAUCUACUGAAAUUAAUGAUUCUAAUGCUCCAGUAAAAACUUCUGAAGAACAGCCGCAAGAACCACAACAACAGCAUUCCCAUAACAAUAAUAGCAGACAAAAAAGAUUUAACAACAAACAUCAUUCACAUCAUUUUAACACUAACAAUAACAGAAAAUUCCAAAACAAACAACAACAAGGGCAAGGGCAAGCACAAAAUGGCUUUACUUCCAAACAAAAUAAUAAUAACACCAAUUUCCGUCAUAACAAUAACAAUCAAAAGCAUCACUCUUUUAGACCUCAACAGAUGGCUCAAUUAUAUUCUAUGUUAUAUCCAUUCCAUUAUUCAAUGAUGGCUGUGAAUAGUGUGGCUAGACAAAUCGAAUAUUAUUUAUCAGAUGGAAAUCUUGUAACAGAUGAUUACCUAAAACAACAAUUAUCUAAAGAUGGGUACGUUCCUUUAUCGCUUUUGUCUAAAUUUUACAGACUACUAAACAUGUCCUUUGGUGGUGAUUUGAAUAUUAUUAUGGCUGCUUUGAGAGAAAUUGUUUUCAAUGAAAAUGCUACUGUUGAAGUGGCUCAAGGUGAGCAAAUUAUUGACCCUGUUGAAGAAAGCACUCAAGAAGAAGAAGAAAAGGAGCAAGUACAAGAAAAAGAACAAGAACAGGAAGGGCAAGAGAAUGAAAAGAAAAGUGUUACUGAACCAUCUCCUUUGACUAAAUAUUUCAUCCGUUCCAAGAAUUGGGAAAAAUGGUUACCAGAGAAACCAGCUUUUGAAGUUGAAAUUCAUAAGACAUUAUCUGGUAAUGAUUUAGAUGAAUUUAUGUUAAAGAUGGUCACUGUACCACAUCACCACAAUUACCGUAACCACAAUCAUCACUCCCACCGUAAUAACCGCAACCAUCAACAACAAAAGGGUGAAGAAAAGGAUGGUGAAAAUUCUACUGCUGAAUCUAAUGAAUCAACCAACGAAGGGACUGUAGCAGAUGAAUCUGCUGAGGGCUUAGUUGAACAGGAUGACACUUCAACUUCCACUACUGAUGUUGAAAAAUCCAUUCCAGUUGAAGACACUUCCAAAGAAGGUUCUGUUCCAGUUGAAGUUAACCAAUCUUCAUAG
Molecule: messenger RNA, 1671 nt
Organism: Arxiozyma heterogenica
Lineage: Eukaryota; Fungi; Ascomycota; Saccharomycetes; Saccharomycetales; Saccharomycetaceae
Gene: SRO9
Product: Sro9p
Exons: 1
Coding region: 1-1671 (556 amino acids)
Biological process (GO): positive regulation of translation
Cellular component (GO): cytoplasmic stress granule; cytosol
Molecular function (GO): RNA binding
Source: RefSeq, a predicted model, not a curated record